Messenger RNA from Paramacrobiotus metropolitanus, 1914 nucleotides. RefSeq lists its product as uncharacterized. The record is from RefSeq and is a predicted model, not a curated record. NCBI's taxonomy places the organism in Eukaryota, Metazoa, Tardigrada, Eutardigrada, Parachela, Macrobiotidae. Bases 1 to 1680 code for a protein of 559 amino acids. The transcript has 8 exons.
AUGCCUUUCACUCGUGGAGACGACGAUUUAAUUGAAGAAUCUGAACCAGUUUUGAAAGAACUGUUGCAUCCAGAUGGUGGUUGCGAGUCUCUUCCCAUCCCACCUGUUGCACAGAAAGACGCCGUCUGGGAAUGCGAUGUGUUGGCGGAAAUGAAUACGCUAAAAACCAAAGCGCAUACUGGAUUGAGCAAAAAUCGCUUAUGUUUGGUGUGCGGCGAACGGGCAUGGAAUCUAUCGGACCACCUGGAGAAAAAUCACCCCGAAGAGGAUGUUCAAGCCGUUGAUGAUGCGUGCUUCUUUUGCCGUAAAAUUCAGAAACCGCGAGUCAUUGCUCCUCAUUUCCUGAUCGUUCAUCGCGAAAGGGCGGCGAUGCCGGACGAAGCCACCCGCAUGGCUGCGCUGGACUUUAUGCGGCGAACGGGAUUUUUGCAGUACCGUUGUGUGCGGUGCAAAAAAAUAUUUCCCAAGAAACACCUGUUGGAUUUGCACAGCAUUAUACAUAGCCCGGACCAGGCGGAUCAGCCUGAGCGGAAGUGCUCCGAGUGUCCUUUUUUGGCGGAAACUUUCCUGGAUGUGGUGAAGCAUACAGCGAAGCAUCAGAAAUGGUCGCGUAAGAUCCGAACGCCGUGUUUAUUAUGCGGCGUCGGCGUGCGCGUCAACCUCCGCGACCACAUGGAGAGUAACCAUCCGGACGAGAUGAAAUUGAUCAUGGCGACAUGGAAAUUCCAGUGCCCGGAGUGUCGGCACCAAUUCGCCAGGAAAUUCGAUCUCAACGUGCAUGCGUCAAAGGUGAACAAAGGAUGGCAGAAGUCCUGCAUCAGCGCACCAAGAUUUACGCCAACUGGAGGAACGCGCAGAGCACGCUGGCAAAGAGGCAAGAAGCGCGAGGCCAAGGUCAAGCUGGAGCUGCCCGGCAAGCGCGACAAGAUCCAGUGCGCGCCCUAUGAAGUCCGCAAGACGCCUGUUAUACAUUGUGCCAUGAUGCUUCUGAUGAAGCGCCCUACAACUCCGAGCAACGCCAGGACUGCGAAAAGCACGCAGCGGAAGAGAUUAAAUCAAACCCAUUCGUCCUUAGAGUUCAGCGAAUUUAACAGGAAAAGCCUGGCUUUCGAAACCUUCGAAGAUCUCCCGGAAAUCCUGCACCCUGGAAAGCCACGAAUCGCGGAGGACGUUCUGACAUCAGUGUGUGCGUAUCGGGAUUUCAAAGACUUUGUCAAACUGAGCCGUCAAGUGGCUACGAAGUUCCACCAGACUACCUACAGAUCCCUGAUCAAGUCAUACGAGGAUAAAUGGAAGCCAGCUGACGACCUGAUUAUCCUGGAAGGGAAGCGCUCCAAGCGGAGAGCCUGCGAAUCAAAAAUAGAGUUGGUCCAGGACGCCCACCAAGCUUGCGGCCUGAGUUUCUACGUGAUGGACGAUGUGUCCGAGAAGAACGGCCCUCCUGCCGGCGGCAGCAGCCUGGAAUUGGACAAUGACGUUGAGGGCUUGCCGGAAAUUGAGCGUGACGGCAGUCUACUUGGCCAGGCCACAGAAAAUGCCACUACCUUGGCGUCUUGUGCUAUGGUUGAUUCGUCGUCGUUGGUUAAGGAGAUCCUGGAGGUGGCGGGGCUCUUUGAUACGGCCCACAUCCUGACCAAGGAAGCCGCCAAAUACUCAUCCGAAGCGGAUGAUCCGCCGUGACGGAAUAUAGCAGUACUGUAGCGAUACGUACGUAAAGUGACGGCUUUACUUGUACUUUCCAUUAUUCACUGUACUUCCUCGACGUUUCUCUUUUGUUUUCGGAUUUACUUUUGGUUGUUUCUACACGGAUGCGCCGUGUCUAUAUAAGUCCGUGAGUGGCAGUACUUUGGGGAUCAGUUCUCUCAUUACGAGUUUUGGCAGUUUCGGAGUUUCUAAUUAAAAUAUCGUCGGAGA